Molecule: messenger RNA, 3124 nt
Organism: Lytechinus pictus (painted urchin)
Lineage: Eukaryota; Metazoa; Echinodermata; Echinoidea; Temnopleuroida; Toxopneustidae
Product: angiotensin-converting enzyme-like
Exons: 13
Coding region: 72-2078 (668 amino acids)
Biological process (GO): proteolysis
Cellular component (GO): plasma membrane
Molecular function (GO): peptidyl-dipeptidase activity; metallopeptidase activity
Source: RefSeq, a predicted model, not a curated record
GUCGGUGUGUUAAAAAGGAACGGUAUAGCAUAGGAGUUGCUUCAAUUAAGAGAGUCAUAACGAAAAAGUGUAUGAUGUCUCGGAUAAAAGGAAGUUCUUGCUUUAAUAUGGGUCAUAUAUUUUGGACGAUCUGUUUCCUAGGGACAGUUCAUCUUUGUUUCUCCAUCGAGACCGAUUUCGAGGGGAACAGCAGGAUCAUCAAUAGGAGACCAGUCCGACAAACUCUUAGUACGACCCUCGAAGAUGCUCAGGAGUUUCUUCGUGUGUACAAUGAGGAAGGGUCACUUGCCCUCUCUACCGCUUACGGAGUGAUGUGGGAUUACGAGGCUAAUAUAACGGAUGAGAAUGCAGAGAAAAAUGCUGAGGCAUCGCUCAAGUUGGCUCUAUUUGACAAACGAUCGGCAAUUAAGGCCAAGGAAUUCGACAACGUCGUUGCUGAUUUCCCCGCCGAGGUCCAACGCCAGUUCAAGUUCAUUCGUGACAUCGGUAUAGCUGCACUCGACAACGAAACCAUCGAAGAGUAUGAUGGAAUUAUGGCAAAACUAACUGACAAUUUCAGUACGACCAAGAUAUGCAAGCCCGACAAUGAUUCGUACUGUCUCUAUUUAGAUCCUGGUCUCGAGUCCAUCUUGGCUUCGUCAAGAGACUGGGAAGAGAGAUUAUGGGCAUGGAAAGGUUUCCGCGAUGCAGUGGGAAUACCCAAUAAACCCCUCUACACAAAAUACGUCACACUUGCCAACCAAGGGGCGAGGGCAAGCGGGUACGAGGACCAAGGUCAUUAUUGGAGGGCCGAGUACGGUGAUGACAUCGAAGAAAAGGUUUAUGAGAUGUACAAUGACAUCUUGCCUCUUUACAAGCAACUUCAUGCAUAUGUGAGGAGAAGGCUUCAUGGGGUGUUCGGUGACAAUAUCGAUGUGAAUGGAGGGCAUCUUCCUGCUAACGUUCUUGGUGAUAUGUGGGGUCGUUUCUGGGACAAGAUGUAUCCCAUGGUUGUACCCUACCCGGAUCGCCCAAGUGUAGAUGUAACCGAGGCUAUGGUGGAAAAGGGUUACAAUGCUACGCAUAUUUUCCAUACGGCCAAUGAAUUCUUCACUUCGCUGGGCUUGAUUCCUGUGAAUGAAAAAUUCUGGGAAAACUCGAGGUUCACUCGACCCUCAGAUGGACGAGAAGUAACCUGCCACCCCUCAGCUUGGGACUUUUUCUAUAUGGAUGACUUCAGGAUCUUGAUGUGUACGGAGAUCACUAUGCAUCACUUCAUGAUCGCACAUCAUGAGAUGGGUCACAUCCAGUACUACCUCCAGUACAAGGAUCAGCCUCUACCACUCAGAGAUGGAGCCAAUGGUGCUUUCCAUGAGGCCAUCGGGGAAGUCAUGGCACUGUCCGUAUCGACACCAAAGCACCUCCAGGAAAUAGGGCUGUUUGAGGGUUUAGAUGAAGGGGACAUGGAAACCGAUAUAAACUUUCUUCUCAGGACGAGUUUGGCGUCCAUCGCGACUUUGCCAUUCAGUCUCGCGUUGUCGCAGUGGAGAUGGAACCUGAUGAGGGGAGAAUACGAUGUCGACAACUCUAUGGGACCUUGGUGGAAACUCAGAAACGAUCUCACAGGCGUAGAUGCACCAGUUGAACGUUCCGACGAUGAUUUCGACCCAGGAACGAUCAAUCAUAUUAUUAUUGAUUAUCCUUUUAUCGGGUACUUCAUUCGCACGAUCCUCCAGUUUCAGUUUUACCAAAGUCUUUGUCACGUGGCAAAUCACACUGGCCCUCUUCAUACAUGUGACUUCUACAAUUCUAAAGAAGCUGGACAGAAACUCGGUAACAUGCUAGCGAUGGGAAGGAGCAAGCCAUGGCCGGAUGCAAUGGAGGCCCUCACUGGUCAACGCGAGAUGAAAGCAGACGCCAUCUUGGAAUAUUUCCAGCCUCUCAUGGAAUGGCUAGAACGAACGAAUGCAGAAAACGGAGAGGUGAUCGGAUGGCCCACUUCCAAUGCAGCUGCAAGCGUGAAUUCAUCGAAGAGUAUCCUCUGUCUACUAGUUCUCCCCCUCUUGGCCUGGUUGCUGAUACAUCCACGGACUUGUUGAUUUACUGUUGUUAUCUUUUUUUAUCACGUCAAUCACAAUUAUAUGUGAUGACUGACACUCAUUAAUAAAUUGUAUAGCUUAUUUAGCCCAUUUUUAAUUUUAACUACUUUUCGUUAUGCAUGCUUCAAGUAUAAGUGAGUAACACUAUUUGAAAAGACGGUGCAAAAAAGUAAUUCAUUGUAUUCUGUUAAUUGUAACCUAUCCAUCUGUUAUUAUGCAGAGUUCCAGGUGUAGACAACCCACCCCCCCCCCUCCUCUCUAUCUAUUUCUCCCCCUCCCUCUCACUUCCCAGCCCCCCCCCCCCCUCGCUCCCCCCCCCCCCUCUCUCUCUCUCUCUCUGUCAAACGCACACAGACACACACUCACCCACACUUGUAUUCUCUUCUAUUCUCCGCAAUAUCCCUUUUUUCAACGUGCAAUUUUGGUAUUGUUUACGUUUAGGGAGGGAUUUCGUCAUAGAGCAAUUACAAAAUUUAUAACAAUUUAUAUCAGUUAUGAAAUAUAUAUAAAAGAAUAUUACUCUCCGUAUAUUGCUUGAUACGAUUAUAUAACUUUUGGUAGUAUAUGAAUUUGGAAUGAACAUUACGACGGACGCUUGUUUCUGUCAUAAAACAAAAUACUUGGAAAAUGUACUGUAUAAUGUAACUCAUAUAAUCUAAGGAAGUUUAUUUGCCGUAUGAAUGUUUUGUAUAUAGUAUACACUAAUAAAGAUGAAAGCAUUGUAUUGUGGGUAAUUAAUACAUGACAGUUGAUUAGUUCAAGAUUCGAGCUGUUCAAAUCCAAAGCAUAUUCAAGGUGACACUGACACCGUGCCUUUAAAAAGGUUUAUCAGUUAACCUUUUAAAGAAUCCUGUUCCUGUGAUAUUGAUGUAUUUUUUUCCUCCUCUAAUGCAACAUGUAGCGAAAUUCCUGUUUUUUAUCGGCUCUCUUCAGUUGACAUGCAUUCAUCAUUAUGCAACAUGUAACCGAAAUGUUUGACUAUUUCCGUAAAGUAUUGUCGGGAUUAAUGCAUGUAUCUUAAUAAACUCAAAUAAAGUGUACAGAAA